CCGAAGGAGAAAGCAACAGAAGCGAACGAGCAAUCAGUACAACAACAUCGUCAUGCGUCUAUUCGUAGCCGUCGUCUCCUUCCUUUUUCUAUCUGAAGGAGCGAUAGCGCGCAGUGUGGGUUACAGUGGUGGGCCAUCGAGCAGCGGUGGUGAGGAUUUUGAAGAGGGAGCCGUUGGACCAUCGUACGAAGGUGGGGCAGGCGGUGGCGGCGGCAGCAGAGGCUACAGCCAGCCUGCAGCACCUAGUUAUGGAGGUGGAUCGCCGUUUUCGUAUGGCUCAGGUAAAGGAUAUAGUGGGGGAUCCAGCGUUCCGGCCGCAACGCCUGCCUCCAAGCCCUCCUAUUCGCAAGGACACACCAGACCUGGAAGUGGCUAUGGUGUAAACUCUCCUUACGGGGGAGCAGGAGCUCCUGGUGCUCAUCAUGGCGGCUACGCCAGUAGUGGAGGCAGUACUGGCGGGGGCGCGUAUCAGGCCCCAGUUUCUGCACCCUCGCCAACUUAUGGAGGCGGUAGUGGUUACGGCGAAGGUCAUGACGGCAGCGUGAGCCACGGCGGCGGUUAUGGAGGAGCCAAAGGGGGUGGCGGCUAUGGCGAUGACGGUAGUCACGGAUGGGAGCCUUACUCGUUCUCGUACAGCGCCGAUGACGCAGAGGGUUCACAUUCGCAUAGCGCACAAGGAGACGCUCAGGGCAGAGUUAGCGGACAGUAUACCAUUCAACUUGCCGACGGUAGAUCGAGAACGGUAAAGUACACUGCAGACGAGCACGGUUACCGUGCUGACAUCGUCACGAACGAGCUCGGUACAGAGUCGAAAAACCCCGCCGAUGUCACCAUCCAGUCUUCGGCACCAACUGGCGAAGAGGCGGCGCAGCAAUAUGGCAGCGCAGGAGGAAGUAGCGGCUCGUAUGGUGCUGAUCAUACUGGUUACGGCGGACGGCCAGAGGCUAAACCACAGUCCUUGUCGCAUUCAAAGCCAUAUUCAGAUAGUGGCUAUGGGCAGCCUGCUCCCGCCGGAUAUUCUCAAGGACAUCAUCAACAAUCCUCAUAUCCCACUAAUCAGCAUCACGCACCGUCACCUUCUUACGACGACGGAGGACAUAGUGAUUCAUCUGCUCACGGCGCUCACUAUGGUGCCCCUGGUGAGUCUGGCGCCGAAACCCCACGCCGACGCAACCGACCUUCUUACGGAUAAGUUAUUCAUUUACUUCUGACGCAAAAAUGCAACAAAGUACAAAGUAUGCCUACUUAGUGAAGCUUAUUUUUCCCUCGUCACAUGAUCGUCAAUGUGAUGAUGGAAACAGCAUUUUCUAUCAUGUACUGGUCAGUACGAUUCAAAUCGACUUAUUUAGGCGAGACCUACGUCCUUCUCAUUUGCAGCCCUCAUUAUUAUUAGUACGCAUCUAUAGCAAAUGGUUGACAACGAAAAGCACCGUAGUUCUUCGCGCACUGACGAAUUCCAGCUUCGAUGUAAAGAAGGAAGUGACCGCUGGUGGUUAAGUGUAAACAGUUUAUUAAACGGAACAACAUCAAAAGAAAAUGACAAACGUGAACAUGAAAUAAUAAUAAUGUAUCUAAUCCACGAAGUCAUAGACAAACAGCGGUCCGCCACGGUCGAGACACCAUUCUCGCACUCAUCAUCUUAGCGUCUUUUCUGUAUAUAUCCAUUCAUCCGAAACUCUUUACUUAAUCCGGCUAUUUAUUAUAGCAACACAUUGUAGCAGCUGCAAGAGAUAAUAAAAGCAAUGACUCUUGUCAGAUACAUA
Molecule: messenger RNA, 1763 nt
Organism: Varroa destructor (honeybee mite)
Lineage: Eukaryota; Metazoa; Arthropoda; Arachnida; Mesostigmata; Varroidae
Cellular component (GO): extracellular matrix
Source: RefSeq, a predicted model, not a curated record